UCCACUUCUAUGACAGAUGCCUUUUCUGGACAGUUCUUGAGGAGUGCUUGGAUACUUCCUGCUUUUCUUCUGAACUCUUUAGCCCCGGAAGACGAUUCAAGUUCCAAUGCUGAAAUUGUCUGGGAAGGGAAAACUCUGUGACACCUCCAGUAACAAAUGGGAACUUCCAAUUUUGCAUUUCACAACACUGACUCGAGAGGCUGCUGAUGCAUUAAAAUAAUUUCCCCAUAUACUUUCGGUGUUGUCCUUCAUCUGAAUACAGCGCAAGUAACACGUCUGAUACACGAUGAGGUUUAUUAUUCUAAUCCUAUGCGGGAUCAUCAGUCCCACCAUGGGCAGCCUUGUUGACUCUAAUACCAGAUUUGCUGUGGAUGUUCUCAAAAUGUUGCACAAAGAGAAUCCAAAACAAAAUGUCAUCACCUCCCCAUUCAGUGUUUCAGCAGCUUUGAGCAUGGUGCUUUAUGGAGCUAAAAAAAACACUGCUGCCCAGAUGGAAAAGGUCCUUCACAUUGAUAAGAUCACUGGAUCUGGAAAGGGCGAUUCUCCUGGUGCAGGAGCCGUGUGCGACAAACCUGGAGGACCUCACUCCCAGUUCAAGACACUCUUGUCUGCCAUUAACACUCACACCAAAAACUAUGCCCUGAGUGUAGCCAAUAGGAUAUAUGGAGCAAAGCGGUUUGAAUUCGAGCAGCAAUAUUUACGAUGCACGAAGGAGCUAUAUGGUGCUGAGCUGGAAAGAGUUGAUUUUCAGCAUGCUCUUGAGGAAACAAGAAAGAAGAUCAAUGCCUGGGUUGAAAAGCGAACAAACAAUAAAAUCAAGGGCCUCUUUGCUCCUGGUGCUAUUGAUGAAUCAGCUGCCUUGAUCUUGGUGAAUGCCAUAUAUUUUCAAGGAAAGUGGCAAAGAGCAUUUAACAAAACCAACACACAGGAAAAGCCAUUUUGGAUAAGUGAGAAUCAGAGCAAGAAGGUCCCCAUGAUGUACCAGAAACAUAAAUUUAAUUGGGCUGAAAUAAAAAACCCCAAAAUUAAACUGCUUGAGCUGCCCUACGACAACAAGGAUCUCAGCAUGAUCAUUUUGCUUCCUGAGGACAAAGGAGGUUUGGACCAGGUUGUGAAGGGCCUCUCCUACGACAAGGUGCAAGAGUGGACUCGCUCAUCAAACAUGAAAGAGGAGAAGAUAGAAGUUUACCUGCCCAAAUUCAAACUGGAAGGAAAAUAUGCGCUCGGGGGAACUUUAGGAAACAUGGGAAUGACAGAUGUUUUCACACCAGGGAAGGCUGAUUUAUCCGGCAUGUCAAAGAGUUCACUGGUUGUAUCCAAGGUCAUACAUCAAGCUUUUAUAGAAGUCAAUGAGGAAGGUACAGAAGCUGCAGCAGCCACAGGUGUAGAGGUUGUUCCAGUGAGUGCGAGAAUUUACCCAAAGGUCGUAGCUGAUCGCCCAUUCCUGUUCUUUAUCCGACACAACAAAAGUCAGAGCAUCCUUUUCAGCGGCACGGUUGUCUCCCCUUAAUUGCUCAGUGCUUAAAUAUGCAUUCUCUUGACAGAGCUAUAGAAAAUCCUAUAGUGUUAAAAGAAGCAAAGUUAUUCUGUUUUAUUCAUUAACGUUUCUAAGGCUCAUUCCGCACAUGCAGAAUAAUGCACUUUCAAACUGCUUUCAGUGCUCUUUGAAGCUGUGCGGAAUGGCAAAAUCCACUUGCAAACACUUGUGAAAGGGGUUUGAAAACGCAUUAUUUUGCGUGUGCGGAAGGGGCCUAAGUUUGGGCCACUUCUUUAAAAGCGAGGUCCUUUAUGCUCACCUCUUCAAACUCAUCUUGUCUUGGGAAGUCUAUCUGUUCACAUCUUCCUUCUCUGUCCAUCAACAAGGCAGUGAGGACAUCCUCAGUGACACCAUUGGGGUUUCCAGCUCUGAAUGGAGAAAUACCUGGAGAUUUUUGGGAUGGCACCUGGAGGGGGAGGGGUUGGAGGAGGGAGGGAUCUCAGAAAGGUACAAUGCUAUUCAGUCCACUCUCCAAGGCAGCCAUUUCCUCCAGGGAAACGAUCUCUGGAGAUCAACUGGAAUUGUGGGAAAUCUCCAAGCCCCUCCUGGAGGUUGGCCAACCUAGACGCCAUGCACCUUUUUCUUCUCAUAAAACAGCUUAAAAGAUAUUUGUACAUGUGCAGAUUUAGUUAGAGGGCACAGCUUAAAUAGAGGUAGAUGACAAGACAGAGGCCUAGACUGCAAAACCUCCAGACCUCCCUUUCCGUUUUCAUUUCUGUUAUAUCCAACACACUUUGCCCACUCUCAGAAACUGCUGAGCUUCUCGGAUCUGAAGCGCAACGAGUUCUGAAGAAUGGGAAACAUGUGCACCACUGAGAAUCUGACCCCAAGGUAAUGUACGCUCGACUUGAAGAGAUCAAACAUGUGCAGAAGACCAUUUGGUCUCGAGCUUAUUUCUGGCGAGUGUUGGGGAUUUCCCAAGUGGCACUGAAAUUUUGUUUUAGGAUUUUCCACUAGUAUUAAAAAAGACAGACCCACAUCAAUACGGUACGUUUGGCAUGCCCACUUCUCUCAUCAACUCUUCGCACUUCAGACUGCAAAACUUAAUAGGUCUCUAAAAUUGAUUUUUCACAGAUUGUCGAAAUAUGUCUCUUAAAUAUUAUAACCUGAGCCCUGGUUUUCACAUAAAAUUUAUUUUACAAUCGCCUUGCACAGGCUUCCUUUUAUCUCCACCAUUGUGCAAAGCAAUAUAUUGCUUGCUCAUGAGAUUUACAGAGUGCAAUUGGAAAAAAAUCAACAAGCUUUGCCCGUUUACAAUCAUAACCAGAAGUGUAUAACCCCACUUUCAUAUGUGCAUGUUGCAAAAUAUUCUGUUGACUUUCCCUUGUUAUUUUAAUUACAUAUGGGUUUGUAUUCCUAAGCAUAAUUCCCUAGAAGUGGCUUGUAAAGUAAUGUCUUCUAUGAAAUGAAUUCUUACCUGUAGCAGUGGACAAAAAUAAUAAAGCAUUUAAAAUAC
Molecule: messenger RNA, 2993 nt
Organism: Sphaerodactylus townsendi
Lineage: Eukaryota; Metazoa; Chordata; Lepidosauria; Squamata; Sphaerodactylidae
Product: leukocyte elastase inhibitor-like
Exons: 9
Coding region: 287-1510 (407 amino acids)
Biological process (GO): negative regulation of endopeptidase activity
Molecular function (GO): serine-type endopeptidase inhibitor activity
Source: RefSeq, a predicted model, not a curated record